AUGCUAGAGGUUAUCAGUGCAGUGUCAACAGCAAAGCGUAAAUGGUGUAGCUGCCGACCGUCUACCUUCACCUCCAUGUCGUCCUAUUCCAACUUUCGCAUUGCGUUUUCGAGGGUGGCUGUGAUUGUUUUAGAAUGGCGAAAUUCUUCCCGUGGAGUUACUGUACAACUCUCAAAAUACCUUUAUGUACUGAGCAGAGACACCCUGGUUGUCCAAGGCUUCCAUGACCGCUUCUGUCUCACAUGA
This is a messenger RNA of Necator americanus (New World hookworm), 246 nucleotides long. RefSeq lists its product as uncharacterized. The record is from RefSeq and is a predicted model, not a curated record. The transcript is spliced from 2 exons. The coding region runs from base 1 to 246 and encodes 81 amino acids. Lineage: Eukaryota; Metazoa; Nematoda; Chromadorea; Rhabditida; Ancylostomatidae.